GAAAGUAGCAGAGUUGCACGUUUAUAAAGCAUGGCUGAGCUACUUACACGUAAAGACAAGAACCAGAUAUCACAAUGGAUUGGCAGGGACAGUCAGUUUGAGCUCCUGUACAAAGUAAGCCGUGACGGGCAGUCUUGCAAGAGGUUCCACGAAUUAUGUGACAAUAAAGGACCCACAGUGACCAUUUUCUACAACACGGAUAACAACGUGUACGGGGGGUACCUGUCAGACAGCUGGGAGAGUACUGGGAGCUGGUGUACAGACCAGAAAGCGUUUCUAUUCAAAUUACAUUCUGCUGGCAACUGGAAACCAGUGAUGUUUCCUUAUACAAGUGGACAAACUCAUUUUAAAGCAGACAAUCACGGACCAUGGUUUAAUUUGUUGCCUUCAAUUUACUCAGGUUAUAUUAAGAUCAGAUCAGCAAAAGACUCUUACGAGUUACAUAAUUCUUCCCUUUUUGACGGGCAAGGAUUUGACUUGAAAGGAGAGACUGCUCAGUCUGUUGCAAACGGCCACAACAACGUCACCGAUCUGGAGGUCUACCUGGUCAAAGAUGGAUUGCCAGAUGAUGAGAUGGAAUCUCCCUGGAGGGACUCAUCGGAGUGGAAUUCACAGACUUUUCAAGAAUUAAAAGAAUUUGUCGCAAAUUACGAGCCCCUCGAGGAGAUGAAGAUCCCAGAAGUCAACAUUCUACUGAUAGGACAGGUCAGCGCCGGGAAGUCCAGUUUCCUCAACACCAUCAACUCAAUCUUCAAGGGCGGGAUAUCCUCCCGCGCAUGCACAGGGAGCGCCGAAAACAGCCUCACUAAAAGUUUUGAAAAAUUCCGGAUCCGUGACCCAUCAACCAAAAAAUACCUCUGUUUCCGGAUUUGUGACACACGGGGCGUGAAGGAAGGGCUGUCCAUCAAAAGUGAAGAUCUGGGUUUUAUUCUGGACGGAAACCUCCCAAAUCAUUACACGUUUAACCCUGUAGAAAAAGCAUCAACAAAAACUCCAGGCUUUGUCAAAGAGCCCACGGUGAAGGACAGGAUACACGUGGUGGUGUUUGUAUUUGACGGUAGUACCCUGGACGUCCUGUCUGAGGGGGUUGUCUCAAAACUCAAGGAUAUCAAAAGUCUGGUAGUGGAUAGGGGUAUACCCCAGUUGGCUUUUCUAACAAAGAUGGACAAGAUUUGUGAAACAGUAAACAAAGAUGUCAGCAAAAUGUUCACGAGCAGUGUCGUAGAAGAUGCCGUCAAUAAAGCCGCUGACAUCAUCGCUAUCCCAAGAUCCCAUGUACUUCCGGUCAAAAAUUAUGAGAAGGAAUCUCAACUGAAGACGGAUAUAAACAUCCUUGCCCUGACAGCUCUACGACAGUCGCUCAUGUUUGCAGACGACUUUCUGGAAAACCAGUAUGAACUGGAACAAGAAAACUCGCAGACGUUAAACAUACGGGACUGAGACUGAUUCUGGUGCUACCUGGUUCAGUGGAAACGCUUAUAACUAAAUAAAUUUUCUUAAGAGUAAUUCCAGCCUGUUCUUAUUUUGGAGAUCAAACAAUAUAGUAUUUAUCUGAGCAUUUUCUUUUCAGAGAAUUUUUGCUUUAUUGUGAUUAUAAAUAAAAGGAGAUUUUAAA
This is a messenger RNA of Magallana angulata, 1615 nucleotides long. Its product is annotated as interferon-induced protein 44-like. The record is from RefSeq and is a predicted model, not a curated record. The transcript has 7 exons. Bases 31 to 1440 code for a protein of 469 amino acids. NCBI's taxonomy places the organism in Eukaryota, Metazoa, Mollusca, Bivalvia, Ostreida, Ostreidae.